Molecule: messenger RNA, 1334 nt
Organism: Haliaeetus leucocephalus (bald eagle)
Lineage: Eukaryota; Metazoa; Chordata; Aves; Accipitriformes; Accipitridae
Gene: SGPP1
Product: sphingosine-1-phosphate phosphatase 1
Exons: 3
Coding region: 1-1260 (419 amino acids)
Biological process (GO): sphingosine metabolic process; phospholipid dephosphorylation
Cellular component (GO): endoplasmic reticulum membrane
Molecular function (GO): sphingosine-1-phosphate phosphatase activity
Source: RefSeq, a predicted model, not a curated record
AUGGCUUUCUGCCGGCGCCUGGCCCGGCUGGCCGCCCACCUGCAGGACCCGCGGAAAGUGGCCGCCUUCCAGCGGCUCUGCGGGGUGGAGGGGCCUUCGGGCUGGGCCGAGGCGGAGCAGCGGGCCGGGGGCCGGGGGCGGGUGGUGAACGGCGGCCCCCCGGCCGCGGAGCGGGCGGGAGGACGGGGGCAUCCCGCCGGGAACGGAACGGUGCCCGGCGGGGCGGCCCCCCCGCAGCGGUGGAGGAGGAGGCCGCGGCGCAACUCCCUCACGGAGGAGGACGGCAGCCAGGAGUUCUCUACCCGCAGCCGCUUCCUCUACUAUCUCUUCAGCCUGGGCACGGAGCUGGGCAACGAGCUCUUCUACAUCCUCUUCUUCCCCUUCUGCAUCUGGAACUUGGACGCCUGGCUGGGGCGGAGGCUUAUCAUCAUCUGGGUGUGGGUGAUGUACCUGGGGCAGUGCACCAAGGAUGUCAUCCGCUGGCCGCGGCCUGCCUCCCCGCCCGUGGUGAAGCUGGAAGUCUUCUACAACUCCGAGUACAGCAUGCCCUCCACCCACGCCAUGUCGGGCACCGCCAUCCCCCUGGCGCUCCUGCUGCUCAGCUACGGCCGCUGGCAGUAUCCCCUUAUGUUUGGACUGAUCCUUGCAUUCUGCUGGUGUGCUUUGGUUUGCUGUAGUCGAAUUUAUAUGGGAAUGCAUUCAAUUCUGGAUGUUAUUGCUGGAUUUCUGUAUGCUAUUCUCAUCUUGGUUGUCUUCCAUCCAGUUGUGGACCUGAUUGAUAACUUCAACUUAACUUACAAAUAUGCACCCUUAAUUAUCAUCAGUCUCCAUUUAGCCCUGGGCAUCUUCUCUUUUACUCUAGACACCUGGAGCACAUCGCGGGGGGACACAGCUCAGAUACUGGGCUGUGGUGCUGGAGUAGCCUGUGGUUCUCACGUUAACUACAUAAUGGGUCUAAAGCUAGAUCCUCUUCCCGAUAUGUUACCUUUAUCUCUUUCCUCUCUCACUGUGACUGUGUUUGGAAAAGCCAUAUUGAGGUUGUUGAUUGGAGUAAUAGUUCUGUUGUUAACAAAAGUGGCAAUGAAAAAAGCCACUAUUCCAUUGGCAUGUAAAAUAUUUCGCAUACCACAUGACAAUGUACGGAAAGCAAGACAACGCAUGGAAGUUGAGCUUCCCUAUCGCUAUAUUACGUAUGGAAUGGUUGGGUUCUCCCUCAUGUUUAUAGUUCCUUGCCUGUUCCAUUUUAUUGGUCUUUCUUGAUGCAGUUUUAUCACUUUAAACAGGGAGGACAGAGCAAGUUGGUUUUUGAAGAGGUGCACUAGUUUGCUAAGGGA